AUGGGCGAUUUUAAUAAAGGGGUGAGGGGCUCGGUGGAGUGGAAGAGACUAUCAUCAGCGUCGUCGUCGUCGUCGUCGUCGUCGUCGUCGUCGUCGUCGUCGUCGUCGUCGUCGUCGUCGUCGUCGUCGAUACUCGUUCCGGAGAGUUAUGGAGUCGCACAUUCGGAUUACGAAAGUGCAAACAAGUUGAGAACGCGAAUGAAGCAGCCGAGACUCAACUCCGGCCUGGGAAACUCGAGAGAAGCAAUAAUGGACGACCGAUAUCUAGACGAUCACCUGCUAGUGGUCGCGGUUGAUAUCGCCGUCGAGGAGAAGAGCAGAAUCGCCGGAAUGGCAGCAGCGACCUUACACAAGCUGCGCCACGUGAUCCAGCAGAUGAAGAACUGGCGAGACGACAGCGCGAGGCUCAAGAGCAAUAUCUGGCGAAUGAAAAUGGCCCUUCGUGCGGAUGACAAGAAUGGAAACGAUAACCUGGAGAUCGACCCUUUGAUCGUGCACCAGAGGACGGAGAUUAGUCGGCUGGAGCAAGCGAACGACGCUUUGGGGAACGAAGUGGCGAGUCUGAAGCGCGCUCUGACGCGAGCCGAGGAGGAUAUCGUGCGUAUCGCCGACCGCGAAGCGGGGGAUGAAAUCGCCGGGACUGAGGGCGGACCUGCGGACGAGAAGAGAGAGGAAAGACGCUCGAGUGAAAUCUCGUUCCAGCAGCGGCGGAAAGAGACCGAGGAGAGUCGUGAAACGCGCGUAAUGCUGAGGCGACUCGGCGACCGGCUGGAGGACUUUGCGAGAGGCGAUCGUGCGUUCGAGCUAAUACUCGCGAACGCGCUCGGUAAGGUCGUUGAAACGAUAGUUGCCUUGUCGGAGAAGCUCGUGAAUGUCCACGAAGAACUGUACCAGUUCAAGACGAAGAACAGGAACCUACAUCGCAAGCUAGACCGAGCGAGAGCCAUGCUGCGGUGUCGGAGCGGCAACAGCGCGGAAUACCAGAAGAGAAUCGGCGAGUUGAACCGCUUCGCGGAGCAGCUGAUGGCGGAAAUGGCUCGAUUGAAGGUGAUUCGCGAGAAUAUCAAGCGCGACGGGCACUUGGCUGACGUGGACAUCCCGCGUGUGGUCACACACGUCGGGCGCCUAAUGGACGACUUGAAGAACAGUCUGAAGAGUGAGCGAGAGGCGAUGAUGGCCGCCGGCGACCCGGAUCGCCUGAGGUACAUGAAGAAGGUGGUUGAUCUCAAGGUAAACCUGAGAGUGUUGGCCGUGGAACUCAGGCAGGCGAGUUCGCCGUCGUUGUCGCCGAUGCGCAAGUGCAGCCUCGAGCACGAGAGCUGCGCAAAAACAGCUUCGCUGCUGAACGACUUUCUGUCAAAGAUCGACACCGAGGUCGGCAAGCUGAAGCUCACGUCGAUAGACAGGUAUUGCAGAAUUGGCGGUAUCAGCGGUUCGCGAUACAUGACGAAGAUCGCGGAGCUCGAAGACCUGGUGAAGAAGUCGGUCACGGUGAUCGCCGCGUUACAUUGCCGUUGGAAUCGCCAGGAUCCGUUGGAAACCGCGGACGCCACUGAGAGGAUAGUGGAGGAGCUCGGUGACUUGAUCGAGCGGUUGUGCCGCAAGCUGAAGGAUCUCGAGAUCCUCGACGACCGCGCGAGCCUGCGCGAGCGAAUCGGUCGCCUUGAAGUGUCGAUCGUGCGCCUGAGACUGGAACUUACGGAGAAGAACGAGCGCGUGAGUGCACUGAACGACGAGUGCGGGCGCGUCAGGUCGACGUUAGAGGACGAGCGCGGCAAGCACGAGCAAAUCGUCGCUGACAUGUCCCGUGAAAAUGAGCGUCUUCGCGAGGACGCGAACAGCCGGAAGCGAGACAUAUCGGAGCUGUCGCGCGAACGCGCGCAAUCGGAGGGGCGCGUCGCGAAGAUGCGACUGAUGACGGUCGAAAUUGAUACGCUGGGGAAAAAAUUGCGGCGGCUGCGCGAUGACAAAGAGACGCUAUUAGGACGGGCGGAGAAGAUGCGUAAUAUUCUCCGCGAGCGAGACAAAGAAAUUGCGAAUAUCAUUACCGGGCGGGACUCGCUGAAAGCAGUCCUCGGAGCCGAGGUAAAGGACCUGAAGAUGAAACUCGGCAUCGCUGCCGACGAAAAUGUAAAACUGAAAACCGAAUCAAAUGAGUCUAAAAUAAGCCUGGACGAGGCGAACGGGCAAAUCACCCGUUUGAAGCGCGCGCUGGACGAAGCGCUCGGUGACAGGGCGAGGCUACACGAUGAAGUCUCCGAUUUGAAGUCUAACGAGGAGUCGUUGACGUAUCGAUUGAACGUCCAGACGAGCGCCGGCGAGGAAGCGGCGGGAGAGCGUGGGAGGUUGAUGGAGACGAACAAAGUGCUCGAGGGCAAAAUGAAACACCUUCGGGACGAGAAAGAGCAACUCAAGGCGGAAUUGUCGGAAUCACGGGCCGAAAAAGGAUCACUGGAACGGUCGAUGAACGAUGCCAAUAACAAGUGCGCCGCGUUGCAGGAUCGAGUUAGGAAAUUUCAGUGCGAGCUCAGUGGCCUCCGCGAAAAGGUGACCGAGCGCGAGGCCGCCAUGGAGGAUUUCAAGCUCGAGCUGGAGAAGGCACGGACGGACCUCGAGGAUGCGGCCAUCCAAGUGUCGCGCCUGAAAGCGGAAAAUUCGAGGCUCACCAGCGACCUGGACGUCCUGUCCGAGGCGCGGUGCGCGGAGGCGGACGGCCGUGUGCGAGUGCUGCUGGCAGAAAAGAACGAGCUGACGACGCGUAUUAACGAGCUCGAUGAUGAGAACGCCGGCCUGCGAGAUCGCUGGAAUAAGACGAAAGCGGAGAAUGAAUAUCUUUCCAUGGAAUUGAAUAAAUCAAGGGUCGAAAAUGACAAAGUGAGGGCGAUAAACGCCCUGCUGCAGUUCACCUGCAACAAGAGGCUGAGCGAGAACGACGAGUUGACAAGGGAACGAGACGAGGCGAGGCGACGACUUAAUGAAAUCGGCAGCGAUCGACGGCUGGAAAUCCAUGUUGCCGAGCGCGAAACGCUGCGGAUCGCCGCAGUCGCGUCGUACUGCGAAAAGAAUGAUCGCGAGAGUCACUUGAAGAGAAUCGAUACGCGGCAUCCACUUGCGAACGGCCACGAGCGAGGACUCGCGGACCUUCAUAACAAGCUUCGGCACAAGUUGGAUUACUUGGAUGCCGCGCGAACGAGCAUAAAGGUCGAAAUUGAUGGAGGGAAGGAUAACGACACGACAAUCAAAGCGGAAUCUGAUACAUGUUCAGGCCCUGAUGGUAAAAUAAAGAUCAAAGACAGGCCAAAGGGCGGACUGAGGAGGCUCGCGAGAACCGAGAAUAAGGUUUCGACAUUGGAACCGGCGAAUUACGGUGCAAAGAACGGUGUCGUAACGAUGGAACUGGCGCGCGCCGAAGACGAAUCUGAAAGUCCGAUACGUCCGGCCGCCGGAGAACUCGGCGACGAAGAAAUCAUUGACUUCAUCGAGUCCGCCUCGAAGAGGAGACGCGAGCUCGUGAAUAUCCGCUAUACACCGCGGAUGAAUAAUUAUACCGGUCAUUCCGGCGACUCCAAGAUGUUCGGGGAUAAGGUACGGUCUCAGGUGGCCGAUAUUGAUCAGCUCGAGGUCGAGAAUAGGGCACUGAAGAUGGAAGUAGAUAUUCUACGUGACAGUCUCGACUUCAGUCUGGUGGACGGAGAGAGAACGAGGACCGGCCUCGCUAAGGCGACGGAGGAGAUUCGAGCUUUGAAAUCGGAGCUGAUGAAUCUGCGGGACGAGAAAACGACCUUGAGGUCGCGGCUUGAGACGUUCAAGGAAGAAUUAAACGGAUUCAAGUCCGAGCGAACAGCUUUAAAGGACGAGCUCGUUGCUUCGAGAAAGUCCAAUUUCGAUCUUAGGCUCAAGGCGAACAACCUGCGAAGCGCCGUGGAAAAACUGAAGGAGACGAACGCGAGACUAGAAGGCGGUUUACGAAACGCAUUGAGAGAAACGAACGAGCGUAGCGCGGUAUCCGCGGCAACUCGGCGAAUAUUUUCCGAAACAGCAGCCAAGCGGACGAAAAUUUACGGGCAAUCAAGAAGCGACUGAAUCGAUUCGAGAGUACAUCCCUGCUAAGAAUUCUAGACCGCAAUCUACCGAGGAGGAUCUGGAUGGAACAUAUGGAUGGGCAAAAAUAGCCGCGGUUCAGCCCGGCGAACCGAUAAAUAUGCACGCUAACACGCUGCUACACCCGCUGUGCAACUUGUCGAAUGUCAUCCUGUCUUUGUCCGCCUCGUUAACUUUUGAAAGCAGUUUAAGUCGUGAAAGCACCGCAGUUAAUCCUGAUUGAGAAAAGCAGCGCGAUCGAAACGUGUUCGUAUC
This is a messenger RNA of Harpegnathos saltator (Jerdon's jumping ant), 4356 nucleotides long. RefSeq lists its product as uncharacterized. The transcript has 5 exons. Lineage: Eukaryota; Metazoa; Arthropoda; Insecta; Hymenoptera; Formicidae. The record is from RefSeq and is a predicted model, not a curated record. The coding region runs from base 1 to 4083 and encodes 1360 amino acids.